AAAAGCACUUCCGCAUGUAAACGUCAGAGGUGUUGCUAUAGUUACACGGCACAAAGGGACGGGGAUUCAUGAACAAUUUAACUACACUUCACGCUACCGGAUUAACAAUGUAGCUAUCUAUUUUUGUUUUGUUUUGUUUUUUAAUCAGUUUAAAAACUCCUAUAAGUGGAGUAAUGCCUCUCAUGAAGAAACCCCGGAAAACUGAGCCACUUAUAAAAGUAGUAGAUAAAAAGGCUCAGAAGAAUGGACUCCGCCACACCAUCUACAGCACGAACGGAGACCAGUACACCGGGGAGUGGCGGGAUAACAUGCGACACGGAGAUGGAACACAAGUGUGGAAGAGAGCUGGAGCUCUGUAUGAAGGUGAAUGGAAACAGAAUGUGCGUGAUGGCUAUGGGGUGCUGAGCAAAUUGCGGCCAUCAAUGAAUGAAUAUGUAAAAGUUUAUUCAGGAACAUGGAGAAAUGGUAAGAAAGAGGGCUUUGGGACACAUUUCUACAGCUCAUCAGCACGAUAUGAGGGGGAAUGGGUGGAGAAUAAGAGGAGCGGAUGGGGGAGGAUGAAUUAUGAGAAUGGAGAGGUGUAUGAAGGAGAGUGGCUGAAGGAUAAACGCCACGGUCAGGGUGUGCUGUGGCUUGUGAAUGAAAACAGGUAUGAAGGCAGCUGGAAGGAAGGGAAGAAACAUGGACAUGGAUGCUUCUUCUACGCCAACAGGGGUCAGCUAUACGAGGGCUUCUGGGUAGACGAUGUCCCGAGGUGCGGGACAGUGUGUGAUUAUGACUGGAAGCAUGCACACACACCACCACUGUACCCGAUCCCCCCGGUGAUGCUGCAGGAUGUUCAGUCAGUACUGGUGGAGGGACGCGGCCGUUUCUGUGCCAGCAGAGAGGAUUAAAAAAAAUCAACUGAUGAA
Messenger RNA from Ictalurus furcatus (blue catfish), 911 nucleotides. It is a transcript of the gene morn3, whose product is annotated as MORN repeat containing 3. The record is from RefSeq and is a predicted model, not a curated record. Lineage: Eukaryota; Metazoa; Chordata; Actinopteri; Siluriformes; Ictaluridae. The coding region runs from base 174 to 893 and encodes 239 amino acids. The transcript is spliced from 5 exons.